AUGUCCAUAAAUAUCACUGCACUAUGUCACUUGCCCAGUAAUCCGGCCAAAGUUGCUACUGUAGAUGGUCGCCCUGUAGAGAUGCCCAUCCGUGUGGACGCCGCCGUUGUCGAUGUCCUGGGAACAGCCGUAAUCACCAGGUGCUUCGAGAUCCUCAACGACAAUCCGCCGCCCUUGAUCACGAUUGGACUUAGAUCAACUCCUUGCCUGAUA
Messenger RNA from Brenthis ino (lesser marbled fritillary), 213 nucleotides. Lineage: Eukaryota; Metazoa; Arthropoda; Insecta; Lepidoptera; Nymphalidae. The record is from the annotation of a GenBank genome assembly.